This is a messenger RNA of Gymnodraco acuticeps, 5693 nucleotides long. It is a transcript of the gene abcg4a, whose product is annotated as ATP-binding cassette, sub-family G (WHITE), member 4a. Gene Ontology annotation, cellular component: plasma membrane. Bases 659 to 2587 code for a protein of 642 amino acids. Gene Ontology annotation, molecular function: ABC-type transporter activity; ATP binding; ATP hydrolysis activity. The record is from RefSeq and is a predicted model, not a curated record. The transcript is spliced from 15 exons. Lineage: Eukaryota; Metazoa; Chordata; Actinopteri; Perciformes; Bathydraconidae.
ACCCAAAACGCUAUUUUUCCCCCUCCAGUAGCAUCCUGCCAGCAAACAGCAACGCCCUGUAUCCCAGACCGGCGUGCGUACCACACAGACGCACUGCCCGGUGAGAGAUAACGGAGCUGCUGCUGAAGCAUCUGCAGAGCUGGUCGCCUCUUUUUGUUCCAUCCCUAACACCGGGACUGAAGAUAGUCAUUAUCACUACUGCUGAGGAUGUGUGAGAGUAUUUCGAUGCGAGUUCGGAUCGGAUGGAUUCAAUGAAAGGAAUACUCUUAGCCAGGAGGAAAACCAUGACAGGCAUCCUGCUCCCCUGACGAUUCUCGGGUAUGCAGUCGUAGUUUGAGGCCGGACAUGAUUUUAAUCUCACGAGUUGCUUUAGUGGAUGCGAGAUGGUGCACGCCGCACCCCGAUAUAUAUUGAUAAGGUGAUCAAACAGCUCUAACGCCUGUCAACCGAACCGGAUUUUUCCUGGACUGUGGCGCACAUGAGCAUCUUGUUUUCUUUUUGAUUUAUGUGUUUUCACUGACUAACUGUUUUUGGAGGAUCUUCUGAUGUGGCGGGAUUGUGCCGUUUUGACUAAAAGGAUCAACUGAGCACUGUUGCUCUGAACCAGAGAGGAGGACGCAGGAGCAUCUCACCUAUCAACACAAUAAGAACCUUCAUCAUGGCUGAGAGGACUCUUGAUCCGGUCCCCGUCAGCAUCCCCAUGGAGGAGACCAAGAUGCCCAGUGGAGCGCCUUCGGAGGCCCCGCUGCUCAUCCACUUGAAGAAGGUGGAGAACCACAUCACGGAGGCUCAGCGCUUCUCCCACCUCCCACGCCGCUCUGCUGUGGACCUGGAGUUCAACGAGCUGUCCUACACCAUCCGGGAGGGCCCCUGGUGGAGGAGGAGAGGUUACAAAGCCUUACUUAAGUGUCUGUCUGGAAGAUUCAGAAACAAAGAGCUGAUCGGCAUCAUGGGUCCUUCUGGAGCCGGGAAAUCCACUCUGAUGAAUAUCCUGGCGGGGUACAGAGAGACGGGCAUGAAGGGGGAGAUCAAGGUGAACGGCCGGCCGAGGGACCUGAGGACCUUCAGGAAGAUGUCAUGCUACAUCAUGCAGGACGACAUGCUGCUGCCUCACCUCACUGUGCGGGAGGCCAUGAUGGUUUCUGCCAAUCUGAAGCUGAACGAGUCCAUGCAGGUCAAAAAGGAACUUGUGGAUGAGAUCCUGACGGCUCUGGGUCUGCAGGAGUGCGCUCAGACACGCACCAACGCUAUCUCUGGAGGUCAGUGUAAACGACUGGCCAUCGCCCUGGAGCUGGUCAACAACCCGCCCGUCAUGUUCUUUGACGAACCCACCAGUGGUCUGGACAGCUCGUCCUGCUACCAGGUGGUCUCCCUCAUGAAGUCUCUGGCUCUGGGAGGACGGACAAUCAUCUGCACCAUUCACCAGCCCAGUGCCAAGCUCUUUGAGAUGUUUGAUAAGCUGUACAUCCUCAGUCAGGGUCAGUGCAUAUACAAGGGCACGGUCCCUUACCUCAUCCCUUAUCUGAAGAGCCUGGGCCUCCACUGCCCGACAUAUCACAAUCCUGCUGACUUCAUCAUCGAGGUGGCGUCAGGGGAGUAUGGGGAUCUGAAUUCAAUUCUGUUCGAGGCGGUCCAGGGUGGACUGUGCUCAGAUCAGAGCAAGAAGAACUCCGGAGACAAAAGUGACUCCUCAUGUCCCUCGACAUGUCCCAGUGAGACAGGAACCCUUGAGAAACAUAGCUUUGCUACCAGUACAUUCACACAGUUCUGCAUCCUCUUCAAAAGAACCUUCAUUACGAUAUGCAGGGACAUGGUGCUGACCCACCUAAGGGUGAUGUCCCAUAUUUUUAUUGGAGUGCUGAUUGGCUUGCUUUAUCUCAAGAUUGGAAAUGAUGCCAGCAAGGUGUUCAACAACACUGGCUUCCUCUUUUUCUCCAUGUUGUUCCUCAUGUUUGCUGCCCUGAUGCCCACCAUCCUAACAUUUCCUCUGGAGAUGUCCGUGUUCAUGCGGGAACAUCUCAACUACUGGUACAGCCUGAAAGCCUAUUACUUGGCCAAAACCAUGGCUGACAUACCGUUCCAGGUGAUUUGUCCGAUCUUGUACUGUAGUAUUGUUUACUGGAUGACUGAGCAGCCUCCAGAGGCGAGUCGCUUCCUCCUCUUUAUGGCUUUGUCCACUUCCACGGCCCUGGUGGCCCAAUCCCUCGGUCUGCUUAUAGGGGCUGCAUCUUCAUCUCUGCAGGUGGCAACCUUUGUGGGUCCAGUCACAGCCAUACCAGUACUCCUCUUCUCUGGUUUCUUUGUCAAUUUUGACACCAUUCCCAAAUACCUACAGUGGAGCUCGUAUGUUUCCUAUGUCAGGUACGGCUUUGAGGGGGUGAUACUCUCCAUCUACGGGAUGAACCGGUCGGAGCUGGAGUGCCCGGGCGUGGUGUGUAAGUUCCAAAAACCGGAGGAGGUCCUGCAGCUGCUGAAUGUGGCGGAUGCAAAGCUCUACGUCGACUUCAUUGUGCUGGGGGGUUUCUUUUUGGCCCUCAGACUGGCAACUUACCUGGUUCUGCGCUACAAGGUCAAGUCAGAGCGUUAAGACGUCCGGAGGCGGAUGGAUUUGGAUACUUGCACAUAUCCCACCAGUGUGAGAUAGUAACAUAUAAUGUCUUCAUUCUUUGUCUCAAACUUUCAUACAGUACAUGUACAAAGACAUACACAAGUCCAGCUCAUACAAAAACAUCCGAAGCUGUGCUGCAACACCAAACUGUACAGUGUAAUAUUAUCUUUUAAACGGUUUGUUUUUGGAAGAAAGGGAACAUCCCUUAUCCUACAGGUAAUAGUAUUUUUAAAAUCACCAUUACCUUCUGAAACUAUUGUGUAUCUGCGCUAUACACGAACAGAAUACCCAACAAAGUAACAAAAAGCAUGUCUCUUUAGACUGAGAAAUUGCGGCCAGUCCAAGAAAGUGCCACAUGAAUCAUAAGCUGAAGCCUCCGGGUUUAUGGGGAGCCAUAGUACCACCACCUUGGUGCCGGAGUGUCCAAUAUCAUGUAGCUUCUCAAUCCAAUGCCUGAAAAGACAAUCAUAACAUCCGACUCCACAUCAGCACCUAUCAAGGAACCAGAUCUCAAGACGGACAUCCUCAAAAUGCCAUCAGGAAAAGCAAACUCACAGUGCCAGAACAGAAAACCUGUCUUGCUCUUCUGUAGAAACAUCUCAUCAGGUACCAGGACGUUGACCGGUAUGGCUUUUCUUUACAGAAUGAGACUUCAACAAACCACUGAAUCAUUGUUGCAGCCCUACCAUUGACGGUGGUAGAACCCAGGCCUGUGAUUCAUUACCUUAAUAUAACACGUUCGCCAUCAUCGUGGAAGCAUUCAGAAAGCAAGCAUGACUGCUGUUUCCAGCCUGACAGAAAGCUGCUGCACAGAGAGAUGGAGGCGAAGUGCAAGCUGUUAUGGUUAAAAAAAAGUCUAAUCGGUGUCACUCUUUCGACACAGUUUUUUGAACUGCUUGUUUCCACUCAUUCUCAUUGUAUGACUCUUUAGCUGCCUCCUCGCUGAACUCCUCUUUCCCUCUGCUUUGCUGACGUCUGACAGAUGUGCGUUGUCCCAAACAAUGCUAGAUAUCUUGAACCGCUGGCUGGGCAGUUUUUCGUGCCUCUGAAAUAGAAUGAUUUGAGUUUCCUUUGCUUCAUUGUUUGCACAUACAUCCAUAUGUCAACACACACCCACACCCACACAAAGACACACACACACACACACACACACACAUACACACACACACACACACACACACACACACACACACACACACACACACACACACACACACACACACACACACACACUUGGCAAUGUUUAGAAGAGCCUCUCCUUGUUGCAGGGCAAUGCAAAUAUUUUCCAAUAGACUUGCUUUGAAAUAUUUCUUACUUAAACUAUGCUACUUAGUAUUCCUUAUUAUAAUGCAUAAAACAAUGUGGGUAUAUAAUCAAUGAUUGUACAGUGAGUAUGUCAUGCUGUAAACAAAUGUACAUUUGCACUUUUCAAUGUAUGUUAUUAUUAUUAUUUAUUUUAUUUGAUUUGUAUAUAUCUACGUGAUGAUGAGCGCUGCUUGAUAGUAUAACGGGAAAACAGCAACCGAAUGUUGCAUGUCCAAAUUAGGAAUUAUGAAAUAGUACAUUUCGGGGUAAAGUGUAACGAUUUCCUUUUUCUCAUCCAAAUGUAACCUGCCGUGGAGAUGCAAAUACUCUGCUUUCUGCUGAACAUUUUUAGAAUAUCUGGAACAGAGUGCGUCACUGGUGCAGAUACAAAAAGAAAAAGAAUCAGGAGUGAGAAUGUAAUGUAGAAAAUGUGUGAAAUGUGCUGGAAGGAAGACGGAUUAACAAGAGACAAAUGUAUAAUUAUGUAGCUGAAGAGAGUGGCGGUCUCUUUAGAAACAGACUGGAGAGAGAGCAGUGAUCGCUGAUCUGCUUCACUGUUCAGCAGGUGGAGUCCUGGUGACGUCUGGAUUCUGUCAUUAAUAGCAAUAGUUAAUAUUGUGAUAUAGUUAUACCUCCCACUGCUGUGGCAUCAGUCAUAUGUUUUUUACUGAGAGCUUGAUUUGAGUCUUUUUUGUUCCUAACAGUUUUAUUAUGUGCAAUAACCAUCCAAUGGUGUUUUCAUGAAGGGAAUCAUGCAGUCUGUCUCUUUCUCAUCUUUGGUUAUGUUUUAGGUCUAAUUAGAGGGACAGAAGCAGAACAAUAAUAUUAAAACGUACUGUAGACGGGUCUGAAUAAGCUGAAAUAGUAGUAAUAUUUUGUCACUUUAAUGUCCGACUUUGUCAAAGUUCUCAAGUUAGUGCAGGAAAAUGUAUAAAAGUUGCAUAAAGUGACUUUUAGGGCCAUUACAGCAGAUAUGUGUUUUAUUCUUCCACAAAUGACACGAAAAGCUCAAGUGUUGGUAGCAGACCUGCAAGGAUGACUUUGCAUGAGGAAGAUAAAGAACUCGAACCCUGGAGAAAAGCAGGGAUAAUUAGCAGCGUUGCAGUCAUUAACAAGUCUGGGAACGUCUCGGCCUCAGGUCUUAAGGACUGUGGCACCAAAGAAGAACACAAAUGAUCCUUCCUCUGCUGCGAAAUGUGAAAAGAAGAGGGUUCAUCUCUCAGCAAAUGUUCUCAUUACGUUUCUGGCCAAAGAAUUAGCUCUGAAAAGUCACCCACAAUGUUUGGAGUCAUUUAAAUCCAACUGGAUUUUCCUGCUAAUUGGAUUUUCAAUCUAUCCUGAAAUUGUUUCUUAAGAUUUUCCAUUGUCAUUUCCAGGUCAUAAAAGUGAUCACUGACAAAUAUGAUUUAGCUCCAGUGGAGAAAAUCACAUGAGAGCAGUAUUGUGGAAGUGUGCAGGAUGCAGCUGAUGAGCGUAUGUUCGAUGCUUUUUCACACUUUGAAUUAUCAUGUCACUAUUUCACCUGUUUGCCAUAAUAAGCCACCUGACAGUGCACUCUAACAUGCAUGGUUAAUGAUUAUAUGCAGGCUAAUCCUACAGAACGUUUCGAUGGUCUGGUUGAAUAUAAGUGUUGGAAGGCUGUUUAACACUGACUGUCUUUUUUAUUUUUGUUUUAUAUAUUUUGUUUAUCAUUUACAGAUUAACUAAUGGUUUCAUAAAAUAAAAAAAUGCAAGUUCUCUAUACUGAACGCUGUUCCAAGGAUUAUAAUAAAGAUAAUUU